Messenger RNA from Protopterus annectens (West African lungfish), 3929 nucleotides. It is a transcript of the gene YIPF6, whose product is annotated as Yip1 domain family member 6. The record is from RefSeq and is a predicted model, not a curated record. Gene Ontology annotation, cellular component: membrane; trans-Golgi network. Gene Ontology annotation, biological process: endoplasmic reticulum to Golgi vesicle-mediated transport. The transcript is spliced from 7 exons. The coding region runs from base 81 to 776 and encodes 231 amino acids. NCBI's taxonomy places the organism in Eukaryota, Metazoa, Chordata, Ceratodontiformes, Protopteridae.
CGCACCCACAUGACUUUUUUCUCCACGUAGUAUUUUGUGAGUCGACAGUUUUGAGGCGGAGUAAUGAAAUAAGGAUCAAUAUGGCUGCAGCAGAAGAGCAUAACAGACCACUGUUUGAUGGUCUUUCCAAUGUGUCUGUGGCUGACAACAUUCCAGUGGAGGGUGAAAUCACAAUUCCAGUACCAUCUCAGUCACAAGAUGAUGACAGUUCUACGCUAGAUGAACCAGUUAAAGACACAAUUAUGCGAGAUGUGAAAGCAGUGGGGAAGAAGUUUGUCCAUGUGUUGUUUCCUAAAAAAAGUAGUGCUCUUCUCAGAGACUGGGAUCUCUGGGGUCCAUUAAUCUUGUGUGUUUCAUUAGCACUCAUGCUGCAGGGAGGUUCCACUAACAGUAAAAAAGAUGACGGAGGUCCUCAGUUUGCCGAAGUGUUUGUGAUUAUUUGGUUUGGAGCUGUUGUCAUCACCCUCAACUCCAAACUGCUUGGAGGCACUUUAUCCUUUUUCCAGAGUCUCUGUGUUCUAGGUUAUUGUAUCAUGCCACUGACAGUAGCCAUGGUUGUAUGCCGACUGAUAUUUUUAGGAAGCAGCGGGAAAGUUGGUUUUGCAUUCAGAUUUGUUGUGGUGGUCACUUCUUUUGGCUGGUCCACAUUUGCAUCUACUGCAUUUCUGGCUGACAGCCAGCCCCCAAACAGAAAGGCUUUGGCUGUUUACCCUAUUUUCCUUUUCUACUUUGUGAUUGGUUGGAUGGUCCUCACAUUUGUGCCCUCUAGCAAAUGAAGAACACUGGACAUAAACAUGCUGUUAAGGACACUUUAUUCAAGCCCCAUCUGAUGAUUUCUGGAUGAUUUUUGUUGGAAGACAUGAAGGAACAAGCUAAUGGACUUACUAGCUAGUUGCGGGAUUUGAGAUCAGUGUAUAAAGCAGAAGAGUGCCUACUACUUUAUAUGGGCUUCUGUCCCCUACUCUAACCAGUGGAGCACUGUAAACUUUUAAAAUUGUCAGCAGCCUGUUGUUUUAGCCAUUGACCUUUUUGAUUUGUUGAUUUGUUUACGGACUGCAUCUUGUAGCAGAAUAUAGGAAUUUCACAGCAAGUAUUUUAGAAGGAGAGUUGCUGAAUGACCAAGUCUAGGAGGAAUGGUUUGAUGAAUUACAUUUCAGAAAAAAUAAACGCUGUAGAACCCACCACGUUGAAGAAAUUCAAUCGAGAAACAUGUCAUAAAUCCACAAGAUAGUUUUAUUUGAGUUACAUUUCAAUAUAUUUUGUUUCAAGAUAAAUGUUCAGAGUUUUUCUGGAAAAAAAAGAAAAAGGCAAAUACUUGCGGUUAAAAGCAGUGUUGAUAUGUUUAUUUUAGAGCUUAAAAGUAUUCACCCGACUUUGAGGUAUGUUAAAUGUCUCGCUCUCCUCUGUAAGAUAUGUGCUUCAGUAGGGUGAUGGUGACAUAAAUGAGGUAACACUUUGCACAUUAAAUAUAUGAUAUGAUAUGUGAUUUAACACUGCAGCUUUAUUCUGUCCAUAUAUGCAAAAAUUGUUACCCAUCUACAUGUGUUGCAAUCUUGACACAUUUAUUUUGAACAAAAUAAGUUUUCAUAUGUUUCAUCCGGAUGGCUUAGUUUAGAUAUGCUUGCAGGUGGAACAGUCUAGGAUUAAAGCAUGAGCAUUCAGCAUGCUUCUGAUGAAUGUUAAGCUUUAGUUAGCAUGAGGCAGUUCGUACUUGUGAGUAGUAGUCUUGAUGGUUCACUGAAUAAUGCUGAAGUAAACUUGGCCACUGCUAUUUUCCUGAGUGUCUGUAAAAGGUUCGAGGACCAAAUUCCUGAUCCUCUUGACUGUAGUAGGGACUGUACAUGUUAAUAGAGGCAGUAUAUACUCUGAGGUUGUGAUAUGUUGGAAGUAUUCUGUUUAUUGUGAGUACAGCAAUACCAGAGUAAUAUAAAAUGUAGUAGUGGUGUCAGAUUGCAGCCCUGUUGUGAAAAAAAAUAAUUUUAAUGUUAGUGCAUUAAGUUUCAUCUUAGUCUUUUUCUAUAGAAAUAUGUUUUCCUUAUCUGAAGGUCUUUUUCUAUAGAAAUAUGUUUUCCUUAUCUGAAGUUACAAAUCUCAGAGUUAUGGGUCUUGCAUAUCUGGUAAGGAUUCCAUUUUGUCUGGUAUUCAGUAUGUCAUGGACCUGAAGCUUUGACUGGUACUUUUGCCAGAGACAAGCCAAUUGAAUUUCCUCUUAUAAGAGUGGAUUCAUCCCCUUCUGUUCUCCUCACUUGUGUAACGUGUACAGGUCCACAUAGCCGUGGGAAGUUUGUUUUCCUUUUCCCCAGCAUUAUGUCACCUCAAAGUUGUAAUAUAUGUUGGGGUGGGGGGUCCAAAGUACUUUUUCUUGCUGACAUUUUUGGGAAUAUGCCUCAUUUUAAGUAAGUUUUGGUGAGGGUUGUAUUGAAGAAUGGCAUUCAUCACUUUGCGUUUCCAUUUUGUGUAAUGGACAUGUACAUUUGUGGAAAUGCAUCUCUUCAGCAGAACUGUAACAUUCGGUCACUUAUGGGGGAGGAGUUGUUGCAAGCCAAAAUGAAAGCUGCUUAUACACGUUGAUAUUUGCUGCUACUUUUUCUUCUAUUCAGCCACCUUUGCUUCUUAAUGUUUUGAGCAUAUUUUGAUUUAGUAAAUCCUGUUUAUGUAGAAUAAUGUUUGCUUCUUUCUGAAGUAAAUGGCAUUAUGAAAUAAUUGUUGUUAGUUCAGUUAUGUGCCAUCCUGUCCUGCCAUGGUAAAAUGACCUGUUCUGUCUGAAGUGGAAAAAAAAAAAAAGGCUGCGUGUUAAAUAGCCACCCACCCACCCACUGCACCAUGAAUGUUGGCUUGGAGUACUAGUUCUUAGAAAUGAAGCUUAUUAACAUGGUAAGAAGUUAGUUAUGAGCUGGGUAAUUCCCUCUGAAAGUUAGAAAUGUUUUAAUGCUUUUUUAAAUUUUUUUAAUUCAUCCAUAAUUUUCUGUUCUUUCCCAGUGAGGCUGGCGUAGUAGGUAGUAUAAACGGCAAAAACACUAAAGAGGUUAGCAACACUGUAUCCUUACGUUAAAAAAAAAUUCCCACAUAAAAAAUUGCAGCACUGUUGAACAUCCCUUUUCAGUGGCAACUGCAUUGGCUUGUUAAAUGUAGAAAAUUCCCACGUAAAAAUCACUGCACUGUUGAACAUUCAUUUUCAGUGGCAAUAGCAUUGGAUAUUUAAAUGUAUAGCUCAUAUGGCCUGUCAGAUUUAGCACCAGUGCUGCUUUGAAAUCCAGCUACUGUUUGGUACUGCUGCACAUCAUGGCAGCUUCUUCAGAAUGAUGGGAUUGGUACUGUCUUGGUAAUUUGUUGUAUGCUGUAAUAUUGUUAGUCUUGUACAGUGUCGCUUGUUUACAGGCUCUUUUUCUUAAAUGCCACAGUGGCCUGAGCUGAAUAGUAAUAGUAUGAGGAGGACCUUUUUAGCCCCUUCUCUAUCUUUUUGGCUGACAUUGUCAUAGGUUUAUUCUUAAUGGUGCUCAGUGCAGGCCUUUUAGUAGCCAAGUUUGACAACCAUACUUUGACUGUGUGUCAGUCAUUUGUAGGUCAUUCUGAGUUACCCCUUUUUUAUUCCCAAAGAUAGCGAUCCUCAUUAAAGCAACAAAUCCACUCAAGAUGGCUUUUUUAUCUGAACUAGGUUCCGGGAAGCUGUAUGUAUGUUCAUGCUUUUUUUUCUUUUCUUAUUGUUUUCAUUUUUAAUGACCACAAGUGUAUAAUCAGAAUUUAGAGGGGACCUGUUUAAUACUUAAAGGUAGUACUAGACAGAUAUGAAUUAUAUAUAACUGUAACCGAAUGUGUAAUGGAUCCUGUUGUGCUUAUUCACACCUUUGUGUACUGUUGUAAGAUUAAUGUAGAAUUGACACUGGGAAUUUUUUUUAUCAUUGCUUUAAAGUGUGAUUUUACAUUUUUAA